Pieris brassicae (large cabbage white) is the source of this 925-nucleotide messenger RNA. It is a transcript of the gene Ppcdc, whose product is annotated as phosphopantothenoylcysteine decarboxylase. Gene Ontology annotation, cellular component: phosphopantothenoylcysteine decarboxylase complex. Gene Ontology annotation, molecular function: phosphopantothenoylcysteine decarboxylase activity; FMN binding. The record is from RefSeq and is a predicted model, not a curated record. The transcript is spliced from 3 exons. Gene Ontology annotation, biological process: coenzyme A biosynthetic process. Lineage: Eukaryota; Metazoa; Arthropoda; Insecta; Lepidoptera; Pieridae. The coding region runs from base 155 to 760 and encodes 201 amino acids.
GGCUAGCCUCUGUCCAUGUUAGUUGUCAAAGCUAUGUUUGUAAUUGAUAGUAAAAUACAGCUGAUCUCUGUUUACAUUCUAUCGCUUUCUAAAGAAAUAAGAGGACAUAUUAUAUAUCAAUUGUUUUCAAUGCAAAUAAAAAUAAUAAAUUCAAAUGAAAAAGUUAAUUAUGGAAAAGAGAUCUUUUAACCUUGUUAUUGGUGUUACUGGAAGUGUAGCGGCAUUAAAACUACCCAUUCUGGAGAAAAGUUUGAUGGAAUUAAAUGAAAAACUACAGGACUAUAAAAUUCAAAUUCAUAUCAUAGCAACUGAAUAUUCUAAACAUUUUUUUCAAACUGAUGAGAUAAUAAGUAAGAUUUAUGACGAUACUUGUGAAUGGGAAACAUGGAAGAAGAGAGGUGAUCCAGUUAUGCACAUAGAAUUAGGCAAAAUCGCUGACAUGAUGGUUAUAGCACCUCUAGAUGCAAAUACAUUGGCAAAAUUAUCAACAGGAAUAUGUGAUAAUAUGCUUACCUGUACAGUUAGAGCAUGGGACUUUAAAAAACCUUUGCUGUUCUGUCCAGCUAUGAACACUCGAAUGUGGGAACAUCCAAUCACAGGAACACAAAUUGCACAAUUAAAGAGUUGGGGUUAUGAGGAGAUACCACCAAUAAGCAAAUUGUUAAUGUGUGGAGAUGUUGGAGUAGGUGGAAUGGCUGAGGUUGGCACCAUUGUGGAAAAAAUUAAAGAAACAGCCGACCGGCUGUUUAAGGCUUUGUAGGCAAAAAGGGUAUGUCUGGCACUUGUGGGAUAAAGAACCAUCAAAAUUCAUUAACACCCUCAAAAUGGAUAUAAAUUUUGAUAUAUUAUGUUAUAUACAGAUAAUUGUUAUGAUUGAAAAAUGUGGAGUGAAUUUUUAAUUAAAUAAAAACCAUUGUAAAAUGUU